CCGGAUACUGAUCAGUCCGUAUCUCUAGGACUUCUGGGAAAUGUAGUUUGGUCAUUCAAUAAAGCAGGCAGAAGCCGGCAAUUGCAGCUUCAGCACCAUGGAUGUCUUUUACACUAGCGGUGUCCAGUUUGCUGAAACGCUUCAGGCUGCUCUGCCUGGAUUGGAGAGUUUUUGGCUUUGGGUAACCUUUUUCGGCGAUCCCAAAUGCGUCUUCAUUAUUUAUUUCCCUCUUGCCUACUUCCUGCUGGAUAAAAAGGUUGGAUUGACAGUGCUGUGGUUGGGCUUAAUCUCAGAAUGGCUGAACCUGAUCUCUAAAUGGUUCUUAUUUGGGGAACGGCCCUUCUGGUGGAUAUUUGAAUCUGGAUUUUCCAAGAAGAAGGAAGUUUUUCUCCGUCAAUUCCCAUCCAGUUGUGAAACAGGACCAGGCAGUCCCUCUGGCCACUGUAUGAUCACUGGUGCAGCCCUGUGGCCAGUUGUAAGCAUUCUGACCAGACAGAUAGCCCAGAAGUCCAAAAGCUGGAUCAUGAAGGCAGUGCCCUUUAAGGUUUAUUUCCUCCUCUUGCUGGCUGUUGGACUGUCACGCAUCUUCAUACUUGCUCAUUUCCCCCAUCAAGUCAUUGGUGGCAUUUUGGCAGGGAUCAGUCUAGGAUGGCUGCUUCAAUCCUGGGUCCCACUGGAAAGAGGACUCCGUUUCUACCUGUGGGCUUCAUUCUCCCUUUUGCUAAGUGCCACAGUGAUUUAUUGGACAUUGAUUACUCUUGGCAUCGAUCUCAACUGGUCAAUGAAGCUUGCAAUGAAGUGGUGUGAAAAUCCCAAGUGGAUCCGCAUGGACACACACCCAUUUGCCUCCCUGUGUCGUGAUGCAGCCACAGUCCUUGGACUGGGACUGGCCUUUCACUCUUCCUCCUAUACCCAACUCAAACGUGAGAGGCUUGGUUGGCUUCAGAGGGGAUGGUGUGCCAUCCUGGCUCUUGUCAUGCUGUACCUCCUAAGUGGCAUUGCCCAGCCACAAGAUGUGGCUCUGUGGUAUGGGCUGAAUUUUGUAAAGUAUGCCAGCUUCCCAUGGAUGGUAAUUAUACUGCUUCCCAAAGCAGUUCAACUACUGAUCUCUCCAGGAACGCCAUCUCACACAGAGUAGCUAGUUUUAGCUUGAAAUAUUUGUUCUUUCCACACAGAUGUUUUAUAUUGAAGGAGAUGCUGUGUUUUCCUCAAGAUGCAGAGUUUGUUCAUCCACAGGCUAAUAUGGUUUCCCUUUUGGCUUAAGCCACUGUACCCUAUAUCCUUAAUUGUGGACACUUGCUUUGUUCCUAUCUGUGUAACCAUGUGCUUCUCAUGUAUACAUGGGGCUUUUAUUCAUAUACACGUCUCAAAACUGUUUCCUCUAAAAGAGACUUUUGCAACUGAGAAAGAGGAAAGAGGGUUGCACAGUGAUGCCAUGGAAUUAUCCUCAUGGGAGGAAAUUACAAGGAAGAUAGUAUAUCAUUAGAUUAUGUCAGGGACAUCUCUUCUUCACUUAACCUAGAAAAAUCCUAUAAUGGAAGAAUACACAAGACGAUGUAACUCAACUAUAGUGUACAUUCAGAAGAUCUCAGGUUCAGUCUCCAGCAUCUCCGUGGAGGGCUAGAAAAAGUUCUCCAGUUAAAUCCAUGGAAAACUGAAUUAGAUAGAUCAGUAAUCUGUUUUUCUAUAGGGCAACUUCCUGUACUUCUAAGUGCCUUGUCUUGCCUUAGUUUACCCAACAGCUUGAGGUCAAAGUCCUGUCGCUGACCAGCAUAAAAUAAGUCUUUCACCAAAAUGAGGUAGAAACUGUUGUUUCUUGUGUAUCAAAGUUCAACAUUAUUUGAUGUAAUAGGAAAUGUCCCUGUUGAAGGCACGUCUUCUGCUCUAUAUCCAAAAUAAAUCAAGACAAGACAUGCUGCAUUACUUUUUUUUCUGAUCCAUAAACUCUUCCUGGAGCACACAUAGUUACUCUGACAUGCUUUCAGUUUUUCUAAAGAUGACUCGUUCAUUCUGGGUUAGCACCAGGGAGCUUCUUGGAAGGGCUGAGCAUCCACUUCUCAAAUAUUCUGUUGCUUCCUGGUAUUGAGUUGGAAUGUGUUCCUGAUUUUUGUGAGCAUGGGUCCUCACAAUGGCUGCUGUAUGAGUAAUGAGAUCCCAUAUUCAUAGAGCACCUUACAGUUGUUCAGGAGGAAACUCAUUCUCUUAAAUCUGUGAAAUACUGCAAGAGCUACAUAUGGGAAUCCAGAGCUACAGCAGCCCCAAAUAUGCUUCUCCAGCAUCUUCUGGCAGACACUACCCAUUCCCUUCAAAAUAAUUUGGUUCCAUUUUCAAAGCACUCUAACCAUCCAGGUUUCUCCUAAUGGUUAACUGAUUUUUUUCCCUCUCUUGCAAUGUAAAUUAAGUUGAUUUAGCAUCUAGUUCUGCCUUCUAGAGCAGCAAAAGACUAAUAGAGACCUCUACUUUUAGAAAAGGCAUAGUAGAAUCUUUCCCUCCUAGUGUACUCGGUCUUCUUCCUACGUGUGUGUUUUGCACUACAGUGAAGCAGGUGGUACUGAAAAUUAUAAUUUCAUUGGCACCCUUGAUUCAGGGCAGGCCUGCCCACCAAACAAUGGAGAAAUAUAGUCUCAGGGUAUCCCAUAGCUGAUUUGCUAUUUUAAAAAAGAUGUUGCAGUAAAUCAUGAUGUUCAAGUUGGUGUUUGCAACUGGUUGUAUGAUGUGUAUAUUUAUGAUUAAUUCCUUGCAGAGUAGCUGGAGCUUAUUUACUUGAGUAUGAUAUUUAAUAAACUCAUAUUAGGUGGCUAUUUCCACAGAUGAAACUGCAUUUUACCCACCAUCUCUCUGAUAUUCAGUGAAAACAGCUGGAAACACACACACACACACACCAGCUCACCCAAGGUUUCUGAUGAUCAAAGGGGCAAGUGAGACCACCUCUCAUUUGCACUACAUUGUGAGCAGUCUUUAAAUAUGUUCAUUUUUAGAAGCUAUUGUCAUAAACAGGAUCAUUUCUGUAGCCGUUUACCGGUCUUCUUACUCCGGAUACCUUGCUCUCCAUAUGGCUCUGUCCAUGAACAAGAGGACGAUAUCUUCAGGUCUAAAAGUCCCUAAGAUUAGCAGAAAUAAAACACUCUCUCUGAAAUCACAGAGCAUUUCAUGAUGGAGCCUUCACAGAAUGCUCACUUCAUUGUAGAACCUAACAGUCUGUGGCAAAGUAAUGGUGUUUUCAAAGAAAAGGCACAGCUGGCUAGCAUCCUAAAUAAAGCACUCCAUACUGCA
Messenger RNA from Python bivittatus (Burmese python), 3273 nucleotides. RefSeq names its product glucose-6-phosphatase catalytic subunit 3 (gene G6PC3). Lineage: Eukaryota; Metazoa; Chordata; Lepidosauria; Squamata; Pythonidae. Gene Ontology annotation, biological process: gluconeogenesis; glucose 6-phosphate metabolic process. Gene Ontology annotation, cellular component: membrane. Gene Ontology annotation, molecular function: glucose-6-phosphatase activity. The record is from RefSeq and is a predicted model, not a curated record.